AUGCGUUUCCCGAUCUUUUCCUCCCUCCUAUGCCUUGCUGGCCUUUUAUCCGCACCUGUUAAGGCUGAAGAUGAAUCCUACAUCAAAAACAUUCCGCUCCGAACCCACACUCUUACCUCGCCAUACCUUGAUUCGGAUUUCCAAAGCCGCUGGUUCGACUUCGGAGGAGAUACGCUGAUCCGUGCUGACAAAUACAUUCGUCUUACGGCCGACCGGGCCUCGCAGCAAGGAUGGAUCUUCUCCCGCGUUCCCUUGACUGCGACCAACUGGCAGAUUGAGUUGGAAUUCGAGAUUCACGGUGCUGGAACCCUGCACGGCGAUGGCUUUGCCCUCUGGCUCACCAAGCAGCGUGCCACUCAAGGCCCUGUUUUCGGAUCCACGGACAAGUUCGAGGGUCUUGGUAUUUUCUUCGAUACUUACAAGAACAACCGUCCCGGUGUUACUUUCCCUUACGUCAUGGCCAUGAUGGGUGAUGGUGAGACUAGCUACGACCAGGCGCAUGACGGAAAGGGUACUGAGCUCGCAGGAUGUUCUGCUCGUGGUCUCCGUAACGCUCCCGUCCCUACCAAGGCUCGUCUUACUUACUUCCAGGAUAAGUCCCUCAGUCUCGAACUUCAGUACAAGACCGAGGACUCCUGGGUUGAGUGCUUCAAUCUCAAUGCGGAGGACCACAACAUCGCUAUUCCUUCUGUCGCUUACUUGGGUCUCUCCGCCGAGACUGGCGAGCUGAGCGACAACCAUGACAUCGUCUCUAUCAAGGUUGAUAACUUGUACACUGUUGGCCGUAACAACGGCGGUGGUAGCCGUGGCUCGGAUAUUUCUCGUGGCCGUGGCCGUAGCGGUACUGUCAAGUCCAAGAAGCAGAAGAGCAGCUGGACUUGGUUCCUUUUCAAGACUGUUAUGUUCUUUGGUGCUAUUGUUGGUGCUUACUUCGGAUGGACUGUCUACCGUACCAAGUCUCGGUCGUCACGCUUCUAA
Molecule: messenger RNA, 978 nt
Organism: Penicillium malachiteum
Lineage: Eukaryota; Fungi; Ascomycota; Eurotiomycetes; Eurotiales; Aspergillaceae
Product: legume-like lectin family protein
Exons: 6
Coding region: 1-978 (325 amino acids)
Biological process (GO): Golgi organization; endoplasmic reticulum organization; endoplasmic reticulum to Golgi vesicle-mediated transport
Cellular component (GO): COPII-coated ER to Golgi transport vesicle; endoplasmic reticulum membrane; endoplasmic reticulum-Golgi intermediate compartment
Molecular function (GO): D-mannose binding
Source: RefSeq, a predicted model, not a curated record